CUGUCAACCUCCUCCGGGUGAGGUGAACGACGACCGCUCUCGCCCUUCAGACAGCGUGGAUAUCCCCAAUCCUAAUCGCCUUCGUUUGGGCCGAUACCCUUCAGCUGUUGCAAUUCGUCCUAUAUACUAGCGUUGUCUCCAUCCAUGAAUAUGCCGAAACACAAUCGCCAGUCGUCGACGCAUAAUCGAUACUCCAACCCGAUGCCGGUAUCACUCGCCCCUUCGGCACCCAUCAAUGUCGGAUACAACACCCGCCCGCAACUGCCGCUCAACACGGGUUUCUACCCCACCAUCCCGUCCUCUUCCCAGGCACAAGCAUCCAUGCAGCAGCAAUCAUACGACCCCUACCAGACGGUGGUCCCUCCCCCUAUGCCUCAUCGACCAUCAUCUGGCGCAUGGUCCCCGCAGGACGACAACAGUCUGCUUCAGGCCAGGCAACAAGGCCUAAAUUGGGCCCAGAUUCAGAGCAACUACUUCCCGAACAAGACCCCCAAUGCCUGCCGCAAGCGCCAUGAACGGUUGAUGGAGCGGAAAGGGGCUGACGACUGGGACGCACAGAAGCUUGAACGUAUCGCCAAGGAGUACAUGAGUAUGCGCAAGGAGAUUUGGCAACCGCUGGCGUCGCGUGUUGGCGAGAAGUGGAGUGUCGUUGAGCAAAAGUGCAUGAAUAACGGCCUCAAGAACCUCCAAUCUGCGGCUCGCUCAGGGGCUCGACGAGACCGUCUAGAGUCCGGACAGCCGCUUUCCCAUGGGUAUGACGACGACAGCGGCAUCUCGGGCAUUGGUCUGACUCCAGUAGAUGACCUUGACGCCUCAUACAGCAGUCCCGAGACGACGACGUCGAGUUCCCACUCGGGCAGCAACUACAGCGGUAUCCACCCCAUGCAGCUCAACCACCACCAGGCCUACGGCCACAACUACAACACCAGUACGGGUGGCCUCUCCUCGUCCGGCUACAGCUCCUCCGUCUCCUCGACCGCAGCUCAGGCCCAGUACGGCAACAUGCAGAGCCACUCACAUCAUUCUCAAAACGGAUCCCCGUACAUGGGUCACGGUCAGCGAUUACCUAGUGUCGACAUGGGUAUUGACGCCAUCAUUAAUCGGCCGGCACACCACGGUGGUGCCCCAUCGAGCAUUUAAGGCGUACAUGGCGUUCUUGCAUUUUUUUUUCUUGUCUUCAUUCCAUUCUGAUCAUGCCGAUUUUC
Messenger RNA from Pseudomassariella vexata, 1205 nucleotides. RefSeq lists its product as uncharacterized. The record is from RefSeq and is a predicted model, not a curated record. Bases 145 to 1140 code for a protein of 331 amino acids. NCBI's taxonomy places the organism in Eukaryota, Fungi, Ascomycota, Sordariomycetes, Amphisphaeriales, Pseudomassariaceae. The transcript has 2 exons.